Messenger RNA from Fusarium fujikuroi IMI 58289, 1536 nucleotides. RefSeq lists its product as uncharacterized. NCBI's taxonomy places the organism in Eukaryota, Fungi, Ascomycota, Sordariomycetes, Hypocreales, Nectriaceae. The record is from RefSeq and is a predicted model, not a curated record. Gene Ontology annotation, biological process: DNA-templated transcription; regulation of DNA-templated transcription. Gene Ontology annotation, molecular function: zinc ion binding; DNA-binding transcription factor activity, RNA polymerase II-specific; DNA binding. The transcript has 4 exons. Bases 1 to 1536 code for a protein of 511 amino acids.
AUGCCUUUGAAACAGAGCUCAAGAAAAGGCAAGCCCAUAGCGAGGCGAGCUUGCGACCUAUGCCGUAGCCGCAAGCUGCAGUGUAUCUUCGAACACACAAGUCCAGGGCUGCCUCUGUCAUGCACACGUUGUGCACAGGUCGAGAUGCCCUGCACCUUUCUGACUACCCGUAAGCCUCGAGGCCCACCUAACCGCCGAGUGGCGGAAGCAAGAGCCCAAAGUCACACUGCUGAUUGCAGCGGUUUAAGUGAUGGAGAGGUCCCCGUGAAUUGCUCUCCGGAAAGUCGGGCAUCGACACUUAUUGUACCCCUGACGAUCGAGCAUCUCUGCUCUGAGGAGUUGUUUGAAAUGUUGAUCUCAGACUAUCUCGAUUACCUUUAUCCUCUCUAUCCCAUUGUACAUCGACCGAGGUUUCGGGCAGAUUUCCAAAACAAACGCUACCAGUCAGACCCAAGCUUCUACCGACUGUGCAUUUCCCUGUCCGCCCUCACUGUCUCCUCUUCACCACACGAUUUCCGACAUUACGGGUUUCAACCUGAGGAGACAGCUAUCAGCAUAUUAGAAAAGGCCCAUCGUUUGGUUGUCCUUAGAAAGAUGUCGCAGAAUCCAGCAAUCGGUAUAUUUCCCGGCGUGCAAGAUAUGCUAUGCUCAUACAUACUGAGCGUGGCUUUUCAUUGUUCAGGUCGUAUAUACCAUGGAUGGGUGCACGCCUCUGCGGCGGUCUUGUGCAUGAGGAAACUAAGCUUCUUGAGGCAAGCACUGAAUAAUGAUCUGGACCCGAUAGACCUAGAAAUAUGCGAGCGAGCAUUUUGGUUAAUAUUUAUCAUGAUGGCCCACGACAGACUAGCGUAUCCCGUAUCCCACACCGGCAUCAGUUACAAUCCAGUCUGCAUUGAUUGGGAUUUCCUUGUGUUACAGGAGGUCGAUGAUGUGAAUCCCGGGGACAUAGAACGAAGCGAAGAGCCCAGAGACACGCCGCUGAUAGCUGGGUUCAUCGCCUCGGUGAAACUAUACCUCUGCGCAGCUGCACUGGGCCUAGAUAAGCUACCUGGGAACCCGCGAUAUGGCCCUUUCUCGGCCUCUUCUUCAUCAGAAACUUUAAAGAGCCCUGACGCCCAAGGACUCUCUCUUGAACAAGGCCUCGAUAUCGUACGCGCCGUGCGAGAUGUGAUCCAGCAGCUACCGGAGGAGUUUAGAAUGUUCAACCUAGAUGGAAACCCCAACAAAGGUCUCUUAUCAUUUGUCAUCUUGAGGACGAAUGUACAUAUGACGAGCCUUUUUAUUCAAAGUAUUAUCCUUGCGACACUAUCCGGCAGUAACCCAUCCUUUCAACAGGACAACCGAAACCCGAGUUCCACAGGAUCUGAGCACGGUCUCCUCUUGGAAGAAAGCCAGAAUGCUAACCAUCAACUGUUUAAGCUUCGCAAGGAUAUCGCCCAGGAAUGUUGUGAUAUUAUUAUCAUCACACCCGUCUCUGCUCUAAAAGCAAACGGCAUCGCAGCUGUAGGUUUCCCCUGGAAGGUGCAGCAGAUUUGA